Trichoplax adhaerens is the source of this 351-nucleotide messenger RNA. RefSeq lists its product as uncharacterized. The record is from RefSeq and is a predicted model, not a curated record. Bases 1 to 351 code for a protein of 116 amino acids. The transcript is spliced from 3 exons. Gene Ontology annotation, molecular function: zinc ion binding. NCBI's taxonomy places the organism in Eukaryota, Metazoa, Placozoa, Uniplacotomia, Trichoplacea, Trichoplacidae.
AUGUCUGUAAAUAUUGAAGAUCCUGGUAGAACGCAUCAUGUUUUUAAACAUGGCAAUUAUCCCAUCUAUAAGCGGAUUACUAGUUCUAACCUGGAGGAAGCUGAGAGUACUCAAACGAUGGAUUGUCCAUUUUGCAAUCAACAAAUUCAAACAGUGAUCCGAUAUGAGGCUGGUGAAGGAACUUGUACCACAGCGGCCCUCUGUUGCUGCUUUCUAUUUUUAACAAGUAUCGGGCCAUAUAUAAGAGGAAUAAUUGGCUUACUGAUCGUGUUCUGUUGCAAUAGCUUUCAAGAUAUUAAACAUUACUGUCCAGAAUGCCAAAAAUUAAUUAAAGCAUACGAACGUGGUUAA